Melopsittacus undulatus (budgerigar) is the source of this 2247-nucleotide messenger RNA. It is a transcript of the gene GMDS, whose product is annotated as GDP-mannose 4,6-dehydratase. Gene Ontology annotation, molecular function: GDP-mannose 4,6-dehydratase activity. The record is from RefSeq and is a predicted model, not a curated record. Gene Ontology annotation, cellular component: cytoplasm. Gene Ontology annotation, biological process: GDP-mannose metabolic process. Lineage: Eukaryota; Metazoa; Chordata; Aves; Psittaciformes; Psittaculidae. The coding region runs from base 178 to 1302 and encodes 374 amino acids. The transcript has 11 exons.
CUGUGGGCGGGGCGGGAGCGCGGAAAUGCCGCGGUGCUCGGGGCAGCAGAGGUAGCCUCAGGGUGGCGGCAGCCCGUGUGCGAGCCGGCAUCCUCCUCGCCUUGCUCGUCGGUAGUGCCGUGAGCAUCCACCCGGGGCCAUCGCUGUACCUGGGCUACGCCUGCUGCCGCCGGGAGGAUGGCACAGCCGGUGGGGGAGACGCGUGCCUGCGCCGCGGCAGCCGGAGGUGACGGCGAGGAGCUGAACGGCAGGAAGGUGGCUCUGAUCACCGGCAUCACUGGGCAGGAUGGCUCGUACUUGGCUGAGUUCCUGCUGGAAAAAGGCUACGAGGUGCAUGGCAUCGUUCGUCGGUCUAGUUCUUUUAAUACAGGCCGGAUUGAACAUCUCUAUAAGAACCCACAGGCUCAUAUUGAAGGAAACAUGAAGCUGCACUACGGUGAUCUUACAGACAGCACCUGCCUGGUGAAGAUCAUUAAUGAAGUCAAACCGACUGAGAUAUACAACCUGGGAGCUCAGAGCCAUGUCAAGAUUUCUUUCGACCUAGCAGAAUAUACUGCUGAUGUUGAUGGGGUUGGCACUUUACGGCUCCUAGAUGCCAUUAAGACCUGUGGCCUUAUCAACUCUGUGAAGUUCUACCAAGCUUCCACCAGUGAACUUUUUGGAAAAGUGCAAGAAAUCCCGCAAAAGGAGACCACCCCUUUUUACCCAAGAUCGCCUUACGGAGCAGCAAAACUCUAUGCCUACUGGAUUGUGGUGAACUUCAGAGAGGCCUACAACCUCUUUGCUGUGAAUGGCAUCCUCUUCAAUCAUGAAAGCCCCAGGAGAGGGGCUAACUUUGUUACUCGAAAAAUUAGCCGAUCAGUAGCAAAAAUUCACCUUGGACAGCUGGAUUGUUUCAGCCUGGGUAAUCUGGAUGCCAAGAGAGACUGGGGCCAUGCCAGGGACUACGUUGAGGCCAUGUGGCUGAUGUUGCAAACAGAUGAGCCUGAAGACUUUGUCAUAGCCACUGGGGAGGUCCACAGUGUCCGUGAAUUUGUGGAGAAGUCAUUUAAGCACAUCGGGAAAACCAUUGUGUGGGAAGGGAAGAAUGAAAAUGAAGUAGGACGAUGCAAAGAGACUGGCAAGAUUCAUGUGACAGUCAAUCACAAGUACUACAGGCCAACUGAAGUGGAUUUUCUGCAAGGGGACUGUACCAAAGCCAGGCAAAAGCUGAACUGGAAGCCGAGAGUCACGUUUGAUGAGCUGGUGAGGGAGAUGGUGGAUGCCGACGUGGAGCUCAUGAGGAACAACCCCAAUGCCUGAUCCCUGGCUGGGCCCAACAGGAGUCACAGGGGUGACCCAUACCAGAGGUGCACUCCACAACCAGCACCACCAUGAGCCACCAGGGUGGGUGGCCAGCCGUCUGCCUCGCCCUGUGAUGGUUUUACUGCUGGCCUGACUGUGUGUGAAAGCCCAGUUUUAUCCUCCACCCUCAACACACUCCCUGUGCCUCUCACCCCACACAUCAUCCCAGGGUCAGCCCUGCCUGGGCUAACUCUGGCUUUUGCCAUUAACUGGGGAAAGGUCACCCUGACUGAUACUGCACAUGAAGUACUGAUCAGCCAACAAGCCUACUGAUUUCCUUUUUUUAAUUAAAACUCAUCAAUUAGCUAGGACUUCCAGUGAAUUUUUAGUACUUUCUUCUAUCUGAAAAACAAAAGCAUCCCCUGCUCUCCACCCUGCAACCUCCCCUCUCUUCCAGCAACAACAGAAGCAAACCUCUGCUGUUAGCAUGGGCUCACCAUCCCUCCAGCCCUUGCUCCACAGCUUCCCCUCUUCUGCCUUUCCUGAACACUCCUUGUUUUCCUUUCCUGCAGCCCUGCCUCCACCCCAGUGGCCCAUUUCCACCACUUGAACUCUGUAAAAGUUUGGAUAACUUGAUGUAACUCGCGGUGAAAUCGCCUCUUGACCAUGCCGAAUUAAUUCCUAAUUGCUGGAAUUGCUUUCAAACCAGUCAGAGAGGGCUUGUAAGCAUUUUUCAGAUCUUCCUUUCAGAGUGUGCAUGAGUCACAGAAAGCCUUUUUGUCCUGCACCUUCUCGAUCUAGGGAUUUAGGGUGUUUUGGGUUUUGUCCCCCCCCAGAAUCAGCCCAUACCCCUUCUGUCCUAUUCCUGCUUACUAUAAUUAGUCUUCGGAUGGGAGCUUGAAUCAUCUCAAAAGAUGAAUUGAGGAAUUAAAACAAAAUAAAUAAAAAAGCUUAAAAAAAAAA